CGCCCUUAAGCUUGUCCCAACCUUCAUUUCUCCCGUUUACAACACGUCAUGUCGUAUCCGCGAAUUAAGGCGGGCACCAAGGUGCUGCAGACGAAAGCGAGAGUCACGCAAGCGGGGGGCCCGCUUCCACCAAAUCCUCCGCCAAGCUCGAAGGAAAUAACACUGCAGACGAAGCGACGCAUGGAGAAGGCAGAGCGCGAUGAACGCGUAGAUAUAACAAAGGCAUUGACUCCAGUGAAGACGUACAUGGGUGGUUUCACGCGUCCACAAGAUCUUCGCGUAUCGAAUUGGUGGCCAGGAGGCGCAUACCUGCGGAAGCGCAAAGUCUAUGAAGCUCCACCACCGGCGGCGUACGAGCCGCACACCGCGUUCCUCCUCGAAGCGCGAUACCCCACUCGGCACGGCGUCGGACGCCAGGACUCAAUCGAGCACGUCGUCGGCGUGUGCAGAGAAGGCGACCUUCCCGCUAUUCUGGAGAAGUACAACAGCUGGAACUGCCCGAAGGAGGAGAUGGAGGUCAUGGACAACGCUAUCUGGCCUUGGGUGGAAAAAAGGAGCAAAAAGUCGGUCGUCUGGUGGGACAAGGGUGAGAGUAGGCGGGAGGUCCUGGAGCGUCGGCAGCAGGAGAUCUAUGAAGGCGCGUCGUCUGCCGAUGCCACCACGCAACCCGUCGUGUCCAUGGACUUGACGUUCGCACCUGUUCCGCCACCGAAGGGCCAGCGACAGAAGCGUGCGUUCCAUUCUGCUGUUGCAUGGCGCUCGGACGUCGAGAAGACUCACACGACCCCGGCGGAGCGUGCUGAGAUGCCCGCGUCCGCUUGGUCGCGUCCACACAAGCCCUCCCAGGAUGCAGACGACAACGUCGUUCCUACCUACUACGUCGAGCGCAAGCGCCAACUGGACGACAUAGCGGAGCGCAAAGAAACCGAAGGCAACUUGAUGUCCCAGCUGAGCGCGGGCAUCCUCAGUGAGGGUAUCACAGCGGAAACGCACCCUCGCGAGGAAAAGAUUCCGCCGGAAGUUAUUGAAGAAGACGGCACGGUUCGCUUCCCGAGCGGCUUUGAACCUCCCACACCCGCGACGGAGUUCCAUCCCGUCGCUGCGCUCCCAGUCUUCGAUACCGAUGAUAACGUCGUCAAAUCCGGCAAGAUUAUAUGGGAAGAGGCCCUUACACCGCCUGAGACGGAGGAACUCGCCGCGUGUGGGGCCUCCUCUGUGCACGGCAUGAGUGGUGUACGCGGCUUCCAUACCAGCGCUGUCGCACGCGCUCGCGAGGUGCCUCUACAUGGCAUGGCCUCCCACGCGGUACCGCCACAGUCUCCCGCUCAAGCGUCCAAGGACAGUGUUCCUGCAGAGUCCAAGCAGCAACUGUUCGCGCUGCCAGAGAAAAUUGGCGAGGAUGGGGACGAGUAUUUCUUGGAGGCCGACGAAGUAGUCGAGGCCGGCGGUCCCGUUCUCCCUGUUGCUGAUUCCGUGCGCGACUUCAACAGCAAGCUGCACGAGUACCGCGAACGCUAUGUGGCGACGCUCAAGGAGGAGCCCUAUUGGCGUCCGAUGCUCACUGCCACGCUUUCCACUCGCUCACUUGCACUCACCUACGCCCGCAUGUGUCGCGCUCUCCCCCGCGGCCUCCCGUUCUACGCUAGCAUCGAAGAGCCCGACCGCAAGUACGCACCCACGUACAACUCUCGCAUGCACAGUCUUCGUGUGCGCCGUAUGCGCCAGGUCAUCGUCGACAUUGGCCGUCGCCUCCACGGCGACUUCGGUGGCUUUCCCGGCAUCCGCUUCAGCCCCAGCGACCGAGGACGCACACUCGAAGGCGAGGGCCUCGAGGCGCCGAUCCCCCUUGAGAAGCGCCUCAUCCACGUCGGCGUUGGCGACUGGCACCGCAACGGCGAGCAGCUGCGUGAGGUGCUGAAGGAGGAAGUCGACGAGCUCGGACUCAGCGAUGGCUUCAACAUCUUUGGCCUCGACAAGUGGGGCAAACGGUCUGACGGCGUCGAGUGGGCGCGCCCGCAGGCCCCGAUCGCGUCAAAGGCCCUCUCGAAGGUCAUCGACGUCGACCUCGCGAAAUUGAGCCCCCGCGAGCGCAAGUUGAAGCUGCAGGAGAUCACAGAGAGGGAGGGCCGCAAGAUCGCGUAUGCGCUCUCGCAGAAGAGCCGCAAGGUCUCCUACCCAGCGGGCCACGAGCAGGCGUCCAUGGACGACUUCGACGAAGUCAUCGUCCCGCCCUCCGCUACGAAGCCCGAGUCUUCUCAGGCAUAGUACUUGUGCAUCUUUCUCCUUGGAUGUCGUGUGGACCUCUUGUUAUGUUUUCGUGUCAUCUGUGUCUUCGUUUAUGCUGCUGUCCUUUUGCUGCUCGAUCCUCGUUUGUACCAUUUGUAUCAACUAGUGCUACUCUUGCUACCGCAUGCUUUCAUAUACUUGUUUAUAAUUACCACUAUGCAAUAUGAUAACCUUCUCUGU
Molecule: messenger RNA, 2466 nt
Organism: Phanerochaete carnosa HHB-10118-sp
Lineage: Eukaryota; Fungi; Basidiomycota; Agaricomycetes; Polyporales; Phanerochaetaceae
Exons: 2
Coding region: 247-2265 (672 amino acids)
Source: RefSeq, a predicted model, not a curated record